AUGACUUCUCAUUCGAACAUCACUCAAAAGAGUGUAAUGUAUCGAAUUCCUUCUGAACGGACAUUGGAGAGUCUCCAUGAGAUGAUAGGCUCCCGCAUGUCAAAAAUGUCGCUCAAAAACACUCUCCGUGGAAUUUCCAAUCCUUACGAAAGAGAUGAGAGCGAAGGAAGUGAGGAUAUGAUUUUCGAAUUAUUCAAAAUUCCGAAUAAGAAUGAAGCAUCGAUUGGAAAACUUCUGACGGUUCUCCGCCAACUGGGUCUCCGAGAUGACGAUCCACGUCUUGUGCCUAUGAUGGAAAAGAUUAGGGAUUUCGAGAAAAUCGCUGAAGAAAAAAUAGCAGAAGCUACAGAACAGAAGCAUUGGAAAUUGACUAAAGAACAGUUCAAAGAAUGUAUCGCCCCCAGUAUCGACAUCGUAUCUCGAGCUCUUCAAACUGAUAUGGUCAUUCCAAAUUGGGUUACUUUUGUAGAGAAAAUUAGGAAUUUGUUCAAUGAAUGUAAAGAGAUUCGAGAUGGACAAGUAGCCACAUACAUCCCACAAUUGGCAAGACAAUCUCCUGAUUUGUGGGGAGUUUCUUUGUGUACUGUGGACGGGCAGAGGGCAUCAUUUGGUGAUGUCAAACACCAUUUCUGCGUCCAAUCCGUCUCCAAGGCGUUCAAUUAUGCAAUUGUCGCAUCUGAUCUCGGAGCAGAUGUAGUCCAUUCGUACGUUGGACAAGAGCCAAGUGGACGACUUUUCAAUGAAAUUUGUCUUGAUUCUACAAACAAACCACACAACCCAAUGGUAAACUCCGGAGCAAUUGUGAUCACUUCGCUGAUAAAGAGCAAAACUAACAUGGCUGAUCGUUUCGAUUUCGUUCUCAACCAGUACAGAAAGAUUGCUGGAAAUGAGUAUAUCGGAUUCAACAAUGCCACAUUCUUGUCUGAAAGAGCAACUGCUGACAGAAAUUAUGCGUUGUCGUAUUUCAUGAAAGAGAAUCGAUGCUUCCCGAAAGAAACCGAGUCUCUGACCGAUGCUCUCGACUUCUAUUUCCAAUUAUGCUCUGUUGAAGUCAACUGUGAAUCGCUGGCAGUGAUGGCAUCUACCCUUGCUAAUGGAGGUGUCUGUCCGAUAACCAAUGAAACAUGUGUGGCUCCAAAUCCAUGUAGAGAUGUCCUCUCACUGAUGUACUCAUGUGGAAUGUAUGACGCUUCUGGACAGUUUUCUUUCAAUGUUGGGUUACCAGCUAAGUCUGGAGUAUCUGGUGCGAUGAUUGUUGUGGUGCCAAAUGUGAUGGGUAUUUGUCUUUUCUCUCCGCCCCUGGAUUCACUUGGAAACAGUUGUAGAGGUGUCUCAUUCUGUAAGAAACUCGUCUCAACAUUCAACUUCCACAACUACGACUGUCUCGUGCACAACUCAAAUAUGAAGAGUGAUCCGAGAAGACGUGACAUCCGAGAACGUGAUCGUCUUAUCCCUGUGUUCCAUGUGGCUCGUGCCGGUGACCUACCCACAAUGAGAAGAUUGUACAUGCAGGGAGAGGACUUGAAUACAUCGGAUCAUGAUGAUAGAACUGUUUUGCAUAUUGCUGCGACGGAAGGUUACGAGACAAUGAUCAAGUUCUUGGUGAAUGUGGCAAAGGUUGAUGUGGAUAAGAAGGAUCGUUGGGGCAAGAAUGCGUUGGAUGAGGCCAAGUUCUUCAAUCAUAAUGACGUGGCAAGAUUCUUAGAGAAGGCUAUGAAGAGGGCGAGUAUCAAAAAAUGA
This is a messenger RNA of Caenorhabditis remanei, 1740 nucleotides long. RefSeq lists its product as uncharacterized. Bases 1 to 1740 code for a protein of 579 amino acids. Gene Ontology annotation, molecular function: protein binding; glutaminase activity. Gene Ontology annotation, biological process: L-glutamine catabolic process. The record is from RefSeq and is a predicted model, not a curated record. The transcript has 10 exons. NCBI's taxonomy places the organism in Eukaryota, Metazoa, Nematoda, Chromadorea, Rhabditida, Rhabditidae.